This is a messenger RNA of Saccostrea cuccullata (small rock oyster), 966 nucleotides long. RefSeq lists its product as uncharacterized. The transcript is spliced from 4 exons. Bases 110 to 925 code for a protein of 271 amino acids. NCBI's taxonomy places the organism in Eukaryota, Metazoa, Mollusca, Bivalvia, Ostreida, Ostreidae. The record is from RefSeq and is a predicted model, not a curated record.
UACACUAUAUAAGGGUAUAUUUUCCCCAUCCUCAGCACGAGCCAGCCAGAGCUAGCAGCCUAGUAAUAUACUGAGAACAGAGAGAUUAAGGAAAUCAUAGAGUCUAAAGAUGAGAGUUUUUGCUGUUCUGGGAAUUUUCGCUAUUGUGUCAAGUUGCCUUGGUCAAAAAUCAGAAAAAGCUGAAGCCAAAAUAAAGCCUCCGAUCAGUAUUUUUAGAAGACAAUGUUGUCCGCGUCGUAAUGGUAUGUACCUUGAUCUGAAUAAUGGUCAAGUCUUCGGAGGAGUGGAGGGCGUGUCUCAACCAACAUUUACACCUCCGUCAUCCAAUGUGGAAUGUGGAGUCAUGGCGGACCUCAGAGCUAACUUCGCAAAUCUGACAAACUGCCUUCAGGAUUGGCAUCGAGAUGGUUGUUUUGAUUUCCCAAUGUGUGGACGACGCAUGCUCAGAAUUGACAUGUAUCUCGGGAAAGACCGCAAGGGUUAUAUGUUUAACAUUGGAGACAGUCCAAGCAAUGAUGGAUGGGGUGGUGAUUCAAGUGACACUAAACACGAUGCCGAGCUGAUGGGACUUUAUCCCAACACCUUGGGAUACAAAUCAGAUUAUUGUGAGACAGAGAAAACACAAUGGAGCGACACUCUUUUAGCACCAGAUGUUAAAAAAGUCACCAUCUUUGUUGUCAACAAUUACGUCAGGAUCAUGAACGACCAGGGAUUUGAUGUGAAGACAUGCCACAAAUGCCUCUUUGCUCUCAAUGGACAGGACCCUGACGAUAGAGCUAACACACUUUAUUUGGCCUUCAACAACGUGAUUAAAGGAACGAGUCGACGUGGAUACGGAGUGUGUCGUGUUGGCAUCCGCUGGGAAUGUCCCGAUUGUGAGAAAUUCAGCCCAAUUCCGUUGUCCAUUACCAAAACAGAAGAAUGAUCUUUAUUUUAUAUAGUAAUAAACUAUGAGCAUGAAUUAAA